AUGUCUUCAUUUUUACCAGAUCAGGCUGAUUUAAAACAUGUAGAUACUUUUUCUUAUUUAGCAGAUGGUAUAUUUCAUGACACUACAAUUGAAAAUAUUAAAGAUAUUGUACCUGACAACUUUACUCAAGAUGAUUUAACUAAAUAUAUUUCCACAUUUACAAAACCAUCGGAUUUACCUAAAUUUAAACAAGUAUUAUUAGAUUGUAUAAAUACAAAUACCACCAAGGCAACUCAAUUAUUUAUAGUUUUAACUACAAUUUUAGAUUCAAGAAUUUUAGCACCUACAUUAACUAAUUCAAUGACAUUAAUUAAAGAUAUGACAAUUAAAGAAAGAGAAAAUUUAUUAAUUACAUGGAGAGAUUCUCCAAUUUCAGCAAAACGUAGAUUAUUUAGAAUGGUUUGUAGUUUAACAUUAAAUAUUUUAAUGAAAUUAGGUGAUGAAUUACAUUUUAAAGCUAUUGGUUACCCAGGUAAAGAUUUGAAUGAAAAAGCUUAUGAAAGUCAAGAAAUUGAUCCAUUUAGAUAUCAAUUUUUACCAAAACCAAAAUAUGAAGAUACUGAAUUAUAUUUACCUGACAUUGAUGCAUUGAUAAUUGGUUCUGGUUCUGGUGCUGGUGUUGUAGCUCAUACUUUAGCAAAUGAUGGGUAUAAAACUUUAGUACUUGAAAAAGGUAAAUAUUUUCAUAAUUCAGAAUUAUAUUUUGAUGAUUUAAAAGGUAUGAAAGAAUUAUAUCAAACUGGUGGUACUUUAGGAUCAACGAAUCAACAAAUUUUUGUAUUGGCUGGAUCUACUUUUGGAGGAGGUACUACUGUUAAUUGGUCAGCUUGUUUAAAAACACCAUUUAAAGUUAGAAAAGAAUGGUUUGAUGAAUUUGGUUUAGAUUUUGCUGCUAACGAAUCUUAUGAUAAAUGUCAAGAAUAUGUUUGGAAUCAAAUGGGUGCUUCUACUGAUAAUAUUACUCAUUCUUUAGCUAAUAAAAUUUUAAUUGAAGGUGGUCAAAAAUUAGGAUAUAAAUCAAAACCAAUUGAACAAAAUUCUGGUGGUCAUUUACAUCAUCCUUGUGGAUUUUGUUAUCUUGGUUGUAAAUAUGGUAUUAAACAAGGUUCAUUAGUUUCUUGGUUUAGAGAUGCUGCUGCUAAUGGAUCACAAUUUAUGGAUCAAGUUAGAGUAUUGGAAAUUAUUCAUAAAAAGGGUAAAGCAAUUGCAGUAUUAUGUCAAGAUGAAGAAACAAAAAUAAAAUUUAAAAUCACUGGAUUUAAAAAAUUAGUUGUAUCUGGUGGUUCUUUAAAUACACCAGUUAUUUUAAAAAAUUCAGGAUUCAAGAAUAAACAUAUUGGUAAAAAUUUAACUUUACAUCCAGUUACAACAAUUUUUGGAGAUUUUGGUAAAGAUAUUCAAGCUGAUCAUUUUAAAAAUUCAAUAAUGACCUCAGUAUGUACUCAAGUUGAUGAUUUAGAUGGUAAAGCUCAUGGUGCCAAAAUUGAAACAAUUUUAAAUACUCCAUUUAUUCAAGGUGCUUUAUUACCAUGGAGAAAUUCAGAUGAAGUAAGAAAAGAUUUAUUAAGAUAUAAUAAUAUGUGUGCAAUGUUAUUAAUUACAAGAGAUUCUACUUCUGGUUCAGUUGAAGGUGAUCCAAAUAGACCAGAAGCAUUAUAUAUAGAUUAUAAAUUAUCAAAAUUUGAUAAAAAUGCAUUAUUACAAGCAUUUUUAAUAACUUCAGAUAUUUUAUAUAUUGAAGGUGCUAAAAGAAUUUUGAGUCCUCAACCAUGGGUACCUAUAUUUGAAUCAAAUAUACCAAAAGAAGAAAGAGAUAUAAAUGAUAAAGAAUUUCAAGAAUGGAGAACAAAAGUUGCUAAAAUGCCAUUUGAUGAUUAUGGUACUCCUUAUGGGUCAGCUCAUCAAAUGUCUUCAUGUAGAAUGAGUGGUAAAGGUCCAAAAUAUGGUGCUUGUGAUACAAAUGGUAAAUUAUUUGAAGCUUUAAAUAUUUAUAUUGCUGAUGCUUCUUGUAUGCCAACUGCUUCUGGUGCAAAUCCAAUGAUUUCAACAAUGACAAUUGCAAGACAUGUUGCUUUGGGAAUACUUGAUGAUUUAAAAGUAAAAGCAAAAUUAUAA
Molecule: messenger RNA, 2115 nt
Organism: Insectozyma verbasci
Lineage: Eukaryota; Fungi; Ascomycota; Pichiomycetes; Serinales; Debaryomycetaceae
Source: the annotation of a GenBank genome assembly